This is a messenger RNA of Klebsormidium nitens, 687 nucleotides long. The record is from the annotation of a GenBank genome assembly. Lineage: Eukaryota; Viridiplantae; Streptophyta; Klebsormidiophyceae; Klebsormidiales; Klebsormidiaceae.
AUGGUUGAACGCUUUGCAAUUAAAACCAGGGAAGAAUGGCGUGUCCAGGUGGACCAGCACGCUAUCAAGGUUGGACUUGAGCCUACAGAACUGGCACUUUACCGACGCGCAAGUCAGAUGGAGGGCCUACCAGAUGAAGUCGCGAGGCAAACUCUCUUCAGUAGUCCGUUUGAAGCAUUUCAGAAACGGCUCCGUGAUGAUGCUGGAAGGGAGUGCCGUAAACAGGGUUGUGGUGUAUUGGCGGCGCCAAUGGAAUCUGAAGACGCCUCCGGUCUUGAACGGGGCAAGAAACGCAAGCUACAUGAGGAAAAAUGUUCGGAGCGCGAGCAAGGGCCAGCGAGUGCACAUGAGGGGUCGGACGCGGCCAUCAUUGGUGGCGCAGCAGAUGAUGAGGGCGAACCGAUUAGCCCGUUGCGGCACCAAUCGUCGGCCUCUAUGGGGGAUGAUUGCGAAGGUGCUGACGAUGAGGUAGAGGAGACCGCAGCGGACAGGGAGAUGUUGGACGACCGGCCUGCACAGCAAGCCAACACACCAUCUGACCAUCGCCGUGCGGAUCAAGAGCGGGAGAUUCGAGCGAGCGAGAUGGAGACUGCAGCCUGCGCCAUGAUUGCGAAGGGCUACGUGGUGUUCACAGCGGACACAGUUUGGGACCCCAGUUCGAAAGGGGGAAGUGGAGGAAAUGCAUGA